AUUUUGGAAAAAGCUUUACGAGAUUUCUCAUUUUCGACGUCCGGUGGUAAGUGUAAAAAAGUGAUGAAUAUUAUUAAACGAUUGAAAUGAGAUACCUAUCGAUGUGGGAUAAUUGUUUUAUAGAAUCCUUUUUAUUUUGUUCACUUGACAGCGGCACAACACCACCACCACCGACGACACGAUAGGAUCACCGGAAUCCCGCCUACAACUUACUACUCUCUUUUAAGUCCACGUGUCAUCCAUUCACAAGACCUCUUUGAUCACCAACUCGUGACUCAAUCAUUUCCCGCCACCAAACCCUUCCUCGCUUCAGAAACCCUCGUUUCCUUUGCUUUAGUCUCUUCCGCUUUUACCAUGAGCUUCUCAUCUUUCGCUCUCGACCUCAGUCCGGUCGCCACCUCGAGAUGGGGCAGUCAGGGGCCCAAUCUCCACUUUCACCAGCAACAACAACACCACCGCCGUAGUUUCGUUUUCUGCUCCUUGAAGCCCGCAGCCCCCUCUUCUUUGAGCGUGGCUGAGUCAGCCGCCACUGAGUCGCUGAGUCGAAUCAGGUCGCUCAGUCAGGUAUCCGGCGUGUUGGGUUCUCAGUGGGGUGAUGAAGGCAAAGGCAAGCUUGUUGAUAUCUUGGCUGAGCACUUCGACAUCGUCGCUCGCUGCCAGGGUGGAGCUAAUGCUGGACAUACCAUCUAUAAUUCAGAGGGAAAGAAGUUUGCCCUUCACCUUGUUCCUUCUGGCAUCCUUAAUGAGGAGACUCUAUGUGUUAUUGGAAAUGGAGUAGUAGUACAUUUGCCAGGUCUAUUCAAAGAAAUUGAUGGGUUGGAAGCUAAUGGCGUCUCCUGCAAAGGAAGGAUAUUGGUAUCUGACCGUGCUCACUUGCUCUUCGAUUUUCAUCAAGUUGUUGAUGGACUUCGGGAAGCUGAGCUUUCUAAGUCAUUGAUUGGCACAACUAGAAGAGGAAUUGGACCUUGUUAUUCAAGCAAGUUGAUCAGGAAUGGCAUUAGAGUAAGUGACUUGAGGCACAUGGAUACUUUCCCUCAGAAGCUUGAUAGUUUAUUAUCAGAUGCAGCUUCAAGGUUCCCAGGUUUUAAUUAUACCCCAGAAAUGCUUAGGGACGAGGUUGAAAAUUACAAGAGAUAUGCUGAGAAGUUAGAGCCUUUCAUUGCUGAUACUGUGCAUGUGAUGUAUGAAUCAAUUGCACAGAAGAAGAGUAUAUUGGUGGAAGGUGGCCAGGCUACUAUGCUAGACAUUGAUUUCGGUACUUAUCCCUUUGUAACUUCCUCAAGCCCAUCGGCUGGUGGAAUCUGCACUGGGCUUGGUAUAGCUCCAAGAGCUGUGGGUGAUCUAAUUGGAGUUGUAAAAGCAUAUACCACAAGAGUUGGUUCUGGUCCUUUCCCGACAGAAAUCCUGGGUCAAGGAGGUGACCUCCUUAGGUUUGCUGGGCAGGAGUUUGGCACAACUACCGGCCGCCCUCGUCGCUGUGGUUGGCUCGAUAUGGUUGCUCUUAAGUUCUGCUGUCAUAUUAAUGGCUUUUCUUCACUAAAUCUCACCAAACUGGAUGUUUUGUCAGAUCUCUCUGAAAUUAGGUUGGGUGUUGCAUAUAAGCAUGCUGAUGGUACACCAGUGCAAUCUUUCCCUGCUGAUCUUCGUCUUCUUGAGCAGUUGAAGGUUGAAUAUGAAGUUUUGCCUGGAUGGAAGUCUGAUAUUUCUUCUAUCAGAAACUAUUCAGAUCUUCCAAAAGCUGCACGUCAAUAUGUUGAGAGGAUAGAGGAACUUGUUGGUGUGCCUGUCCAUUAUAUUGGUGUCGGACCUGGCCGUGACGCUCUCAUUUUCAAAUAAUUGACAAAUUUUCUUAUAUUAUUGCUAGUUGAUUUUCUUGCACUCAGGCAAAACAAUACCAAUAGUGCUGGGAAAAUUUUAAUCCCUUUAUAGUGGGGAAAUUUUUGAGACGAAAUUAAGGAAAUACAUAGAUUUGUUGUAAUAAAAUAACAAAUAUCUACAUAUAUAUGCAGGUUACUUGGAAUUGGGGGCUUGGUUUCUUUUUUUUAAAUUUUUUUGGGGAAUCAAAAUUUGACACAUGUUCAUUAUUUGUGCUAAAACCAGGUUAUUUACCAAAAAAAUUCAUGUGAUUUAGAACAAAAACAAAUAAUCUUUCCUUUCAAAACAAAUUAAUCAAGGACCUUCCCAACCAACUCCAUGAUAUGGGAGUGGACAGCCAAGCAAAAAUCGUUGGAAUUGUCUGGAAUGUUGUAUACAGCUGGUGAUAUAUGUAUUGGAAA
Messenger RNA from Durio zibethinus, 2276 nucleotides. RefSeq names its product adenylosuccinate synthase (gene ADSS). The record is from RefSeq and is a predicted model, not a curated record. Gene Ontology annotation, biological process: 'de novo' AMP biosynthetic process; IMP metabolic process. Gene Ontology annotation, molecular function: adenylosuccinate synthase activity; GTP binding. NCBI's taxonomy places the organism in Eukaryota, Viridiplantae, Streptophyta, Magnoliopsida, Malvales, Malvaceae. Gene Ontology annotation, cellular component: cytoplasm.